AUGGGGCUCGAAAGCCUCAGCCGAACCAUGGCUCUACACGAGGAAACCCAGUUGCUUGCCGAGCCUGCGUUCAGUAAAAGCGUGCGGAUUCCGCACCCGGCUGUUGCUGCAUGCUGGACAUACAAGUCAGCAGCAAUCGCAUCCUUGCUUCUGAGUCUUUCAGUUUUCAUUGGCGUCGGUGUGCAUCUGCGAAGGGAGCGGAGUCGACCCCCUGCAUUCGAGAGUCUCUACAAGUUCGGGCAGGUAGCGGACUUCGCUCACUACCAGGCAUCCGCCAAAGGCCUCUGCUCAAAGAGUGCCCCGCAGGACAACAUGGAGGCACUGCCCAUCGCGGAGCCAUCGAUACGGCCACGCUUAGGCCUCUGCAAGAGUGGCAGCGAGAGUGGCAAGCUGCUGCCUCAAGACUUUCCUUGCAAUUUCAGCAAGACCUGGUCCUGCCCCUCCUUCGGCGCCGACGUGAAGGCUAACGCGAGCGGUGUCGCAACUGCUGAUGGUUCUCUGGGCUACCACUGCUGUUGCGAAGUCGACCGACCCAGGUCUGUGACUUGGAGCAGACAUCCGUUCCAGAACGAUAACGAAGUGAUGCCUGUUCCACAGACCGUGCGGAUAAAGGUCGUCACUUACAACAUCUUCUGGUGGAGCCUCUUCGGCGUUCAUCAUGGAAACAAUGGAACAGCUGGAGGGGUCAUUGCGACAUCAAUGGUGCGAGAGCCCAUAGACUUGAUUGCAUUUCAGGAGUGCCGGGACAAGGACCGGGUGCUGCACGACGCCGGUCUCUUGCGCAGCUUCCAUACCUUUGGCGGAAAGUACGAGAAAUGCAUCGCUCUCAACAAGGAUGCAUGGGUUUGGCUGCAGGAAGGUGAGGAGGAUGUUGCUGCGGACACUUACUGGAACGACUUUGGGCCCCGUGGCGUCAUGUGGGCGCGCGUGUGGCACAGAGCAAGUGGCCUCCGUGUAUUUUUUGCGAACUUUCACGGUCCUCUUGCUAUCAACUCGGGGGGCGACUGUGGCGGGUUCCGCACGGCCAGAAACAUCUUGAAGGUCAUCCGGGAGAAGAGCGAGUUCGGUGACAUUGUCAUCUUGGCUGGCGACUUCAAUGCGAACCCCGCCUCGAGCACGAUUCAGGAGCUGCGGAAAAGCCUCACCCAUGCCCUAGCAGGCAGAAUCUUCGCAGGCAUUGACAACAUCUUCUCGAACUUGGCCCCGUCCAGCGUGGUCGCAAGAGAAGAUCUUGGAACUGGGGGCAGUGAUCAUCAUGCAUUGGCCACUGUCUUCGAGGUUCACACUGGAGGCUACCUGCAGCCCAUGACUUUUGCUCAGGAGAUGCCCUACACCGAGGCCAUCCUUGCAGGGCUCCGCACGGGGUUUCCAAAAGAUGAUUGGAUCCACUUCUGGUGCGGCCUUGAGGCCAGCGGCGUCAGCUACAAUCCACUCGGUGGCUCGGGAAGGGUCAUCGACAAGAAAGUCUCCACGCCAGACCACUGUUGCAGAGAGUGCCAGCGCAGCGUCGUGUGCAGAGCCUUCCGCUUCGAAGGCAUCCCUGGCAGCAACACGACCAGGUGCACGCUCAUGUCGACUUACGAGAUUGGUGAGAAGGAUUCGACAUACACCUUCGUAGCUUCGGGAUUGGCUGCAGAAGCGGCCAUUGAGUUUGCGGAGCGCACCUUUCGUGCGUAUACUCCGGUGACCAUGAUCUGA
Messenger RNA from Symbiodinium natans, 1698 nucleotides. The record is from the annotation of a GenBank genome assembly. NCBI's taxonomy places the organism in Eukaryota, Dinophyceae, Suessiales, Symbiodiniaceae.